Messenger RNA from Striga asiatica, 3553 nucleotides. Lineage: Eukaryota; Viridiplantae; Streptophyta; Magnoliopsida; Lamiales; Orobanchaceae. The record is from the annotation of a GenBank genome assembly.
AUGGAUUGGAACACCGAAACCCUACAAUUCCUCUCCCAGUGUUUCCUGAAUACCCUUUCGCCGCUUCCGGAGCCCCGCCGCCGCGCGGAGGCGGCAUUGGCGGAGGCUGCCGAUCGUCCCAACUAUGGCAUUGCAGUCCUCCGCCUCCUGGACGAGCAGUCCGUGGACGAGCAGGUCCGCCAGUCAGCCGCUGUUAACUUCAAGAAUCACCUCAAAGCCCAUUGGGCCCUACAGCCUAAUGACCCAGCUCAAACAGCUGUGCCCGACGCAGAGAAGGAGCUGGUUAAGGCUUUCAUUGUCACCCUAAUGGUUAAGACCCCGCCGAAAAUCCAGGCUCAGCUAAGUGAGGCGUUAACCAUCAUAGGUAAGCACGAUUUCCCUAGAGCUUGGCCUACUCUCUUACCUGAAUUGGUGGUGACUCUGGAUAAAUUGAGCCAGGCUAACAACUAUGCUUCCGUUAAUGGGGUUUUAUCGACGGUUAACUCUUUAUUUAAGAAAUUCAGGUACCAGUAUAAGUCUAAUGACCUGAUGUUAGAUUUAAAGUACUGUCUGGAUAACUUUGCCAAGCCAUUGCUUGAAGUAUUUAAGAGGACUGCGAAUUUCAUAGACCAAACUGUGGGUUCUGGGGCCCCUAAUACCAUUGCUCUCAAGGGUUGUAUAGAGUCGCAGAGGCUUUGUUGUAGGAUAUUCUUUUCCCUCAAUUUCAUUGAUCUUCCUGAAUUUUUUGAGGAUCACAUGGAUGAAUGGAUGAUCGAGUUCAAUAAAUAUUUGACUGUAAAAUAUCCUGCUUUAGAAGAAGGUGGAGGUGAUGGGCUUGCUACUGUUGAUGGGUUGCGGGCUGCCGUUUGUGAGAACAUCAGCCUCUAUAUGGAGAAAGAGGAGGAAUUAUUUGAGAAGUAUUUGCGUGGGUUUGUGGAUGCAGUAUGGGGUCUCUUGGUGGUUGCCUCCAGUGAUUCUAGCCGGGAGAGGCUGACCGUGACUGGUAUCAAGUUCUUGAACACUGUUAGCACAAGCGUCCAUCAUAAUUUGUUUGCGAGUGACAAUAUUUUACAACAGAUUAUCCAGAGUAUCGUGAUCCCAAAUGUGAUGUUGAGGGAUGAGGAUGAAGAGCUUUUCGAGAUGAACUAUGUGGAGUUCAUACGGAGGGAUAUGGAAGGCAGUGACCUAGACACCCGUAGGAGGAUUGCAUGUGAACUCCUUAAGGGAAUUGCUGUGAAUUAUAAGGAUAAUGUGACCCAGAAGGUCUCCAUUCAGGUACAGGGCCUUCUGGCCUCGUUUGCAGAGAAUCCAUCUGCAAACUGGAAGCACAAGGACUGUGCUAUUUAUUUGGUUGUUUGCCUUGCCAUGAAACGAGCUGGUGGAAACUUUAUAACGACCGACAUUGUUGAUGUUGAGAGCUUCUUCGGCACAGUAAUCGUUCCAGAGUUGAGAAGUCAGGAUGUGGAUGGGUUCCCCAUGUUGAAAGCUGGGGCAUUGAAAUUCUUCACCAUGUUUAGGCACGGUAUACCCAAGCAUGUGGCGGUGGCACUGCUACCUGAAGUGGUUCGCUUCCUUGCAUCUGAGUCGAAUGUGGUGCAUUCGUAUGCCGCUAGCUGCAUUGAGAAGCUUCUUCUGGUCAAGGAAGAAGGGGGAAGGCCAAGAUACACAGCUGAUGACGUUAAUCCGUUUCUUCUUGUGUUGAUGACCAAUCUUUUCAAUGCCUUGCAGAAGCAAGAAUCUGAGGAGAACCAGUAUGUGAUGAAGUGCAUCAUGCGGGUUCUUGGAGUUGCUAACGUUUCGCGUGAAGUUGCUUUGCCUUGCAUCAAUGGUCUGGCAUCUGUACUUAACAGGGUCUGUGAGAACCCGAAGAAUCCUGUAUUCAACCAUUAUCUCUUCGAGUCUGUGGCUCUUCUUAUCAGGCGGGCAUGUGAGCAGGAUCCAUCGGUUAUUUCAGCCUUUGAGACUAGCCUGCUGCCCAGCGUGCAGAUGAUUUUAGCUCGGGAUGUCAGUGAGUUCUUUCCGUAUGCAUUCCAACUUCUGGCACAGCUUGUUGACUUGAAUCGAUCUCCUUUGCCAGUGAAUUAUAUGGAGAUCUUCGCGAUAUUACUCCUCCCUGAAUCUUGGAAAAAGUCUGCAAAUGUUCCUGCUCUUGUUCGCCUGCUCCAGGCCUUCCUAAGAAAGGCACCAAAUGAACUAAACCAGCAGGGGCGGUUGUCUAGUAUUCUUGGAAUAUUCAACACGUUAGUCUCGUCUCCAAGUACUGACGAGCAAGGAUUUUAUGUGCUUAACACUGUGAUCGAACAUCUUGGUUAUGAUGUGAUCUCUCCCUACAUUAGCCAUAUCUGGGUUGCUUUGUUCAAACGGCUGCAACUUAACAGGACUGUGAAGUUCACCAAGUCUCUCGUCAUAUUUAUGUCACUCUUUUUGGUGAAACAUGGUCCAGAAAACCUUGUUGGCUCCAUGAAUGCUGUUCAGCCUGAUAUUUUCCGCACGAUUCUUGAGCAAUUCUGGAUACCCACUCUCAAGAUGAUCACAGGUUCAAUGGAGCUCAAGUUGAGUUCAGUUGCCUCUACUAGACUUUUAUGUGAGACCCUAUCGGGAGCAGAUUCAAGUCUCUGGGGUAAAAUGCUCGACAGCAUUGUUACACUUAUUUCAAGGCCAGAGGAGGAUAGACUGGAGGAGGAGCCUGAUGUUCCGGAUUUUGGUGAAACUGUGGGUUAUAAUGCCACAUUCGUUCAGCUAUACAAUGCUGGGAGGAAAGAAGAGGACCCUCUGCGAGAUAUCAAUGAUCCUAAGCAAUUCUUGGUUGCAUCUCUGGCGAAUCUUUCUGCUCGUUCACCUGGAAUUUACCCAAGAAUUAUUACUGAAAAUCUUGAUCAAGCUAAUCAAGCCGCACUGUUACAGCUUUGUGGCUCCUAUAAUCUCAAAAUAAAAUUAAGUUUGAAUGAUGGAAACAGCACGUGUCCGGUCAUGGAAUUCGCGGUUUAGUCUUCUCAGUAUUCGCCCUAAGUAUCUAUUGUUGUUGUGUCCGAUCACAAACAUUUGACUUUCAAGUGGUGUGGGGACAAAAUGGUCAUUUUAAGUUCCCAUUGGCGCCAAAUAACCAGAUCUUGUGGAUUUUGUUUUUUGAAGACUGCCUGUCCAUUUUUCCAAAUGUUGUGAAGCAAUUGAAGCGGUAACUGGAGUUUUGAUUUGUGGAGUUGAGUUCUUGAGUUAUGAAAAGUGUUAGUUUUGCUGUGACUGUAUUCUCGCGAUUGUGUCGGUCCAGACAUUCACGACCUCUGGUUUCGUAAAUCAUUCAUUACUUGUGAUGGAAUUUAAAAAUUUCCACUGAGUCAAGUUUUUUUAUUCAGAAUGUCGUGCAAUUCAAUCAAUUAUUGUUCAUCACAUUUGUCUACAACCUAAAGGGAUCUUUCAGAUUUACAAUGUUGCAUGAUCUCAAUUGGGAUUAUUCUGGGAAAAUUUGUUUCCCGAAAUAUUUUAGCUGUCUAAUUCCUUGAGGAUUGGUAAAUGUUUUUUUCGCAUGUUCGUAAAACGACCUGCUUUUUUCACAUGGUAUAAUCAAGCUGAUGAA